AUGCCGAGAAGGGAUGAGUCUCCGUCAUCAUUAGCUCAGGUGCGGCAGGUUCGGGAGCUGGCUGCGACUGGGACCGUGGCCCGGGCCUCAGUUUCCCAGUCUAUAACCCGUGGGAGGGCAUCUCGGAGCUGGCACUCGCCCCCAAAAGGGCUCCGCAGGCCCGGGCUCAGGGCUCAGAAACAGCCUCCUGCUGCCCCUGGAAAAUGGAUAGAGGGACAAGAGGGUGACUGGGCCAAGCUGGGAACCUAUGGAGGAGCUGAGGUUUAUAAUGGGGGCGCCAAGGCUGGAAUCUUCAAGGCGGGGCAGAGGGGUGGUUACUGGAACUGGUGCUCAUACGUGGUGACCCGCACUGUCUCCUGCCAUGUGCAAAAUGGCACCUACCUUCAGCGAGUGCUGCAGAACUGCCCCUGGCCUAUGAGCUGCCCGGGGAGCAGCUACAGAACCGUGGUGAGACCCACAUACAAGGUGAUGUACAAGACAGUGACUGCCCGAGAGUGGAGGUGCUGCCCUGGACACUCGGGGGUGAGCUGCGAGGAAGUUGCAGGCUCCUCCGGCUUCGUGGAGCCCGUGUGGUCGGGCAACACCAUGCGGCGGAUGGCACUUCGGCCCAUGGCCUUCUCAGGUUGUCUCAACUGCAGCAAAGUAUCAGAGCUGACGGAGCGGCUGAAGGUGCUGGAGGCCAAGGUGGCCGUGCUGACUGUCUCAGAGCAGGCAAUGCCUCCAACCCCAGCUACUCCUGAGGACGCUGCCCCGCUCUGGGGCUCCCUGCCUGCCCAGGGCAGCCCCGGAGAUGGAGGCUUCCAGGACCAAGUUGGUGCUCUCGGGCUGCCUGGGCCCAUUGGCCCCAAGGGAGAUGCUGGUAACCGGGGCCCAAUGGGGAUGAGAGGCCCGCCAGGUCCACAGGGUCCCCCAGGGAGCCCCGGCCAGGCUGGAGCUAUGGGCACCCCUGGAGAGAAGGGACCUCCGGGACCACCAGGGCCUCCUGGUCCCCCUGGGCCUCCAGCCCCUGUUGGGCCAUCCCAUGCCCGGAUCUCCCAGCAUGGGGACCCACUGCUGUCCAACACCUUCACUGAGACCAGCAGCCACUGGCCUCAGGGACCCGCUGGGCCCCCAGGUCCCCCAGGACCCAUGGGUCCCCCUGGACCUCCUGGCCCCACAGGUGUCCAUGGGAGUCCUGGGCACAUGGGACCCCCGGGCCCCACCGGACCCAAAGGAAUCUCUGGCCAACCAGGAGAGAAGGGCGAGAGAGGACUGCGUGGGGAACCUGGCCCCCAAGGCUCUGCAGGGGAGCGGGGAGAACCUGGUCCCAAGGGAGACCCUGGUGAGAAGAGCCACUGGGGGGAGGGGUUGCACCAACUACGCGAGGCUUUGAAGAUUUUAGCUGAGAGGGUUUUAAUCUUGGAAACAAUGAUUGGGCUCUAUGAACCGGAGCUGGGGUCCGGGGCAGGCCCUGCCGGCACAGGCACCCCCAGCCUCCUUCGGGGCAAGAGGGGAGGACACACAGCCAACUACCGGAUCGUGGCCCCCAGGAGCCGGAACGAGAGAGGCUGAGGGCGGUGGCAGCCCCUGGGGUGGACCAGGCCGGGUGUCCCUUCCUAGCCUGGACUUGGCCAGCUGCCUCCGGGGACCGCCUGCCUGUAUUUAUUAAUGCCCUCAGGUCCUUUCUGCCAUCUAGGCCGUAGGAGUAGGCAGGUCUUGGUCCUGGCAUCCUGCACUUGUCUGAGGCUGAGCAGGCAUGGGGUCUGAGAGAAACGUGGCAGCCCAGGCAAGAAGUGAGGCCUGGGCCUCAGCUUCCCUCUGUGACAUGGGGUGAUGCAGGCCUUCAGGGAGGGGGUAGAGGUACGACGCUUGUCUUCUCAUCAGCAGCCUCAGCCUCCAGGCCCAGAGGCACUGAGGGAUCAGGAGCUGGAGCUGUCCGGCCCUCAGCACACGCAGGGAUUAAGAGGGCCACAGUCUCCCUCCACCUCCUCCCCAGCCCAACCUUGGGGAGCCUCUCUGUACUCCUCGCUUUCCUGUGCUGGGUUCCCAACCCUGGCUCAGGUUGCCUAAUCUCUGACCGGAUUGCCUCAGUUCUGCCCCUGAGCUCCCAGCCCCUUCCCAGUGUCCCAGGUGGGUUUGGGACAUGGAGAAGCAGGGGUCGCCUGCUGCCACAAGUGCUUCUGACAGACACCGGGAGGAAGAUGUAUACUGGCCAAUAAAGGCCCCUGCCCAAUUCCCACCCA
Carlito syrichta (Philippine tarsier) is the source of this 2222-nucleotide messenger RNA. It is a transcript of the gene EMID1, whose product is annotated as EMI domain containing 1. The record is from RefSeq and is a predicted model, not a curated record. The coding region runs from base 1 to 1551 and encodes 516 amino acids. Gene Ontology annotation, molecular function: protein binding. The transcript is spliced from 16 exons. NCBI's taxonomy places the organism in Eukaryota, Metazoa, Chordata, Mammalia, Primates, Tarsiidae.